AUUCUGUCUCCCCACAGACUCAGCAGAGGACAGUCCAGCACUCAGUGGUCAUAUAACGCUGAAAGAUGAACGUUUAUCAGGACACGCUGCCGAGGAGCAGAGCGGAGUCGGAGUGUGUGAAGAAGGAGGACGUGUACCAGACUCUCCACCACCCUCCUACAGUGAAGAACCCAAACCCAACACACGGAUCACCGCAGAGCAUCAGGCUAAUCAUGAUACUGCUGAUCUUCAACACUCUGUUACUGAUCAUUAUACUGAUACUGACUGGAACCUUCAAGUCUCAGAACAGGACGCUGACUGAGGUGGUGAAAUUGUCUUCUUCUGUAGAGUCUCUCUCCUCUAAGCUACAGAGCACAGAUCAGAGAGUGAUGGCUGCUCUGUGUGAAAUGAAGACCAAACUGGACAGCAGCAGUAAAACAGCAGGAGGAUCGACUUGUAAGCCUGGAUGGACUCUUUAUGGCUGCAAGUGUUACUUUUUCUCUGAUGACAAAUUGAACUGGCACCAGGCACGAGAUUACUGCAGGUCCCAGAAUGCCUUGCUGCUCAAACUGGAAGCUAAAGAUGAACGGGCGUUUGUCACUGCCAGGACUACGUCGAAUUUCUACUGGGUUGGUCUCACAGAUGAAAACACAGGGCAGUGGAGAUGGGACGAUGGAACGCCUUACGUCAUGAAUAAAGAUGAGUGGGUAGUUGGACAGCCGGACAACUGGAAGGAUCUCAGUCUGGGAGAGGAAGGAGAAGACUGUGGACAUAUAAAGACGGCUGGGAGGUUUAACGACGCCCACUGCUCUAUUAAAAUGCACUACAUCUGCAAGGCGUAGAUCACACUGCAUGAAAAUGACUGAUAUGUUGGAUGUUCAUGAGAAAAUCCAUGUUAGCAAAAUUCAUUUUAGCGAUUUGGUGCUUUUAUUAACAAAAUUAAAUUCUGCUGUUUUUCAUUUGCUUUUUAAAUGCAUAAAAUACUGGAUUUUUCUUUUGAUUUGAAGUUGAUUGAUUCUUUUAUUGCUACACACCUAUACAACCCUGUCGACAGUGCGAAACACAAUAGUCAUUAAGCGAUACACAACAGCACAUUCACACAGUCAGUGAUGGACAUUAACAAAGUAGAUGUACUUCAUUGCUGCACUUAAACCCUUUUUUCAAGUAUCUGUACUUUUAUAAGGUAUAUUUCUUUAGAUACGAAGGACAACAUGGACCUCACUCACUCACUCGCUCACUCACUCUUGAUUAACAAGUGUAUCCACAAGGGGGAGCUACUAGCACUCUGGUAACUUGUAUACAGAACAGAAAAAAAACAAAAAUAUUUCAAAUGUGGUAAUACUGGUACCCCACGGUGCUUCACGCCAGUGACACAGGGACACAGUGUGUCCUUGUUAAAGUACAUUUCUUUAAAAGUGCCCCACCUUUGUACACUUUCUCUGAAAUACUGUGAAAUGAAAAAUUUUUGACGCACUUUCAGUCGUAUCUUAGCAGCUGUACAUUGGCCUGGGCAACUCUGACAAGUUUUUAUGAAUAAAGGAAGUGAUGUAUUGUUGUGUGCAAUAUUUUUAAUCAGAGAGCCGAGAUCUCAGGAUUUUGGGUGGAGAGAAAAAGAGAAGAAAUGUUGGAUCAUUAGAAAAUAAUAGAAUCCAUUUCUUUAGAUACUUAAGUAUGUUCAAAAGCGAGUAUAUUUGAGUUUUAACACAAACAUAUAAACAGAGCACAUAUAUAUUUAUACUGUGUGGAGAAGAACAUUUCUACUCUUACUGAAGCAGUGAAUUUGUGUGCUUUGACCAUCACUGCAUACGAUACACAAGAAACAAGACACAAUAUAGGAAGACCUACGGGUGGGCAAUAUGGCAAAAAUAUUAUAUCAUGAUACACCAUAUUAAAAUACUAUAAUAAUAAUAAUAAUAAUAAUAAUAUUAAUAAUAAUAUCUAUAGCUGAUUUGUGUUCAAUGUUUUACAAACUGCACUGAAACAUGUAUUUAGUCAGUCCUCUUCAGAGCAACAUUGUCUAACAAUUUAUCUUUCAGUGAAACAAUGCAAAGCAACAUUUAAAUUUAGAUGAAAUUGUUUUACAUCAGUUUAAACCUCAGAAACACCUCAGAUCAACUUCUGUGCUGCUUCACUGUUUACAGUGUUGUUUAGGCGAUCAACCAAAGAAUAACAUUAAACAUAACUACACAGCAAAUAACUCUACACACUUCAUAGACUUCCCUGAAACAGUGUAUCUACAUCCCUGAGAACAGUUGUUAGUGUUUGUGGGUGACUCUGAUUAACAGUGUAUUCCUGUUAUAACACUAGUGCUGAUGUUCCGAUGGACUGAAUGAGUUUUGAGAUGUUUUUAUACAAACACGAUUUAAUUUUAUAGUAAAUUAGUUUUGUCUA
Messenger RNA from Colossoma macropomum (tambaqui), 2370 nucleotides. RefSeq names its product asialoglycoprotein receptor 2-like. The record is from RefSeq and is a predicted model, not a curated record. The transcript has 8 exons. The coding region runs from base 66 to 821 and encodes 251 amino acids. NCBI's taxonomy places the organism in Eukaryota, Metazoa, Chordata, Actinopteri, Characiformes, Serrasalmidae.